Molecule: messenger RNA, 837 nt
Organism: Vicia villosa (hairy vetch)
Lineage: Eukaryota; Viridiplantae; Streptophyta; Magnoliopsida; Fabales; Fabaceae
Exons: 3
Coding region: 1-837 (278 amino acids)
Source: RefSeq, a predicted model, not a curated record
AUGAAUCGAGGGCUGCGAAUCCAAUGGACAUAUUGGUUUGCGCUGAAACGGCUGGGAAACAUGAACAUGAAGAAACCAGGACCUCCGUGCCCUAACCAUGAUUUCUUUGACCCAAUUGAGACUAUUGUUAAAAGUACCUACCCAAACCUCAUUGAAAAUCUCACCAAUCUUGAAUUUCUCCAAAGUAGAGCUAUUUUAGCGUCUACAUUAGAGGUUGUGGACGAAAUCAACGAUUACAUUACUAAUCUACUUCCAGGUGAUGAAAAGGAGUAUUUGAGUAGUGAUUCUAUUGAUAGAUCUGAAGCUAAUGACAAUGAGGCUUUUGAGCAUUUGACUCCAGAAUUCUUAAGCUGUUUGAAAACUUCAGGAUUACCUAAUCAUUCCAUGAAAUUAAAGAUUGGCACAACAGUAAUGUUGAUUCGGAAUUUGGACCAAUUUGAGGGACUAUGCAAUGGUACCAGAUUAACUGUAACAAGGUUAGCAAACCAUGUUAUCGAGGCUAAGAUUAUUUCAGGUACACAUGUUGGAAACACUAUUUACAUACCUAGAAUGUCUUUGUCCCCUUCUCAAUCACCUUGGCCAUUCAAACUAAUAAGAAGACAAUUCCCCAUUAUUGUUUCUUUUGCAAUGACAAUAAAUAAAUCACAAGGGCAAUCAUUAGACUAUGUUGGAUUAUAUUUGCCAAAGGAAGUUUUCAGCCAUGGCCAACUAUAUGUUGCAAUGUCAAGAGUCAAAAGUAAAGCAGGUUUGAAAAUCCUAAUUCACGACAAAGACAAAGUUGCAUUACAACAUACCACUAAUGUCGUUUUUAAAGAAGUUUUUCACAAUGUUGUUUAG